Messenger RNA from Penicillium longicatenatum, 2334 nucleotides. Its product is annotated as M13 family metallopeptidase. Bases 1 to 2334 code for a protein of 777 amino acids. The transcript is spliced from 4 exons. Gene Ontology annotation, cellular component: plasma membrane. Lineage: Eukaryota; Fungi; Ascomycota; Eurotiomycetes; Eurotiales; Aspergillaceae. Gene Ontology annotation, biological process: protein processing. The record is from RefSeq and is a predicted model, not a curated record. Gene Ontology annotation, molecular function: metalloendopeptidase activity.
AUGCUCCAAAGUGAUGGCUGGAAGCCGGAUCGCAAGUACAUGGACGUCAAGUCAGAAGAAACGCAGGCCUUCCUGGGCACCGAGGCCCAGCGCCUGGACACUGGAAACCAUUCAAUUGUGUACCGUGUCUUGAAGACAGGACGCAGUGAACACCGGGCACGUCGCCCUCUUUGGCGUGGUCUCCUGGCAUUUAUCUGGACUGGUCUUUUGGUCUGGGGUCUAGCACGAUUGUUCUACCAACGACCGCAUAGAUCUCAUCCGCAUGGAGAUCAUCCCCUGCACCCCCAAUCCCCACCUACCUGUAAUACGCCCGAAUGUAUUCACGCAGCGUCAGAGAUCCUCUACAACCUGGAUGCAAAAUACGAGACAAUUGACCCCUGUACCGACUUUGAUCAGUAUGUCUGCGGUGGUUGGAGAGAGCGCCAUGAUAUGCGCUCUGACCAGGGCUCGGUCUUUGCUGGAACCAUGAUGGAGGAGGUUGCCCAGACCCGCCUUCGCCAUAUUCUGGAGCGCCCAGAGGCCCCACAGGAUGACGCUGGGAACUUCAAGAAGCUGAAGGAUGCGUACAAUGCUUGUCUGGAUGAAUCUACCAUCCGGGAACGCGGCAUUCAGCCCUUAGUUGAAGUUCUAGCGAAGCUGCAAAGCAUCUACCCUGCAAACGAUGAAAUUACUUUUGGCACGGAAAAGAAUAUCACUGAUGCCAUAUUGUUCCUGAUUCAAUCCAAUGUUCAGGCUCUUGUGUCUCCAAGCGUUUCGCCUGAUGAUCGGGAUCCUGAUAACGUUGCUAUUUUUGUAAAUCCGCCUGGGGAAAUUGGACUCCCCGCACGCGAGUACUACAACAACACGGAAACGGUCGCCAAGUAUGCAAAUGUGGUGAAGCAGAUCUUCCAAGCGCUCGAGGUCAGUGAAUUUGAACAGAUCGCGGAGAACGUCGUCGCUUUUGAAAAAGAACUGGCCGAUGUGACUCCCGACACCCAAACGCAAGAGGAUGUCACAAAGUAUUACAACCCACUCAGUGUCGAAAAGACCGAGUCAUUGGUGCCCCAAAUAUCCUUCACAAAUAUCAUCUCAAAGCUUGCACCGCAUGACUUCGAAAGCGAUCGCCUAAUUGUUGGAUCACCUUCAUACAUGGAAGCUCUCUCCGGAAUUCUGAAGCAUACUCCCCGAAAGACUGUGUCUUUCUUCUUCCAAUGGAAGAUUAUCCAGGCCUAUGCCACCAGUAUCGAGGAUGACAAGAUUACCCCCCUCACCCGGUUCACAAAUGAAAUGGCCGGGAAGGACGCAGAUGCUAAAGAAGAGCGAUGGAGAACGUGCAUUCGUAGCCUUGAUGAAGGUCUGGGCUGGAUAUUGAGUCGAUUUUACGUAUUGGAUUCAUUCUCAGAAGAGUCCAAGAAGCUUGGUGACCAAGUUGUGUCGGAUAUCAAAGAACGUUUCGCCUUCACUCUGGCUCAAACCGCAUGGAUGUCUCCAGAAGUACGGAAAUUGGGCAUCCAAAAGGUGGAGAAUAUUGUCCAGAAGAUUGGUUUCCCAACCAAGAGUCCGAACGUACUGGACCCACAGGAUGUGGAGAAGUACUAUGCCACACUCAAUGUAUCCAACAAGACCUUCUUUGAGAACGAGAUUGCCGUCGCGAAGUUUGAUAUCGCAAACGAGUGGUCUAAGUUGGGCAAACCAACCAACCGAGAUGAGUGGGAUAUGACUGCGCCCACGGUCAAUGCUUACUAUAGCCCCGCGGGAAACGAGAUCGUCUUCCCGGCUGGUAUCAUGCAACCUCCCACGUUUUACGGUCCGGCAGCACCCUUGUACCUGUCCUAUGGAGCCUUUGGAGCUGUCAGUGGGCAUGAACUCUCUCACGCGUUUGACUCGACUGGGCGGCAUUACGACCAGACGGGAAAUUAUACGAACUGGUGGGACAACGAGACCGUCCAGGCUUUUGAAGAACGGGCUCAAUGCUUUGUGGACCAAUAUUCCAGCUUCACCGUGAAGGGACCCGGCGGUAAGGUGUUGCAUGUGAAUGGACGCCUCACCCUCGGUGAGAACAUUGCGGAUGCCGGUGGAUUGACCGCUUCGUUCCACGCCUGGAAAAAGCACGACGACGCAAAGGCCGACCUUCAUCUUCCAGGACUGGAAGCUUUCAGCAAGGAGCAACUGUUCUUCGUUUCUUACGCCAACUGGUGGUGUGGUAAAACUACACCCGAGGCCGCGGAGAAGGCCAUCUAUACUGAUCCACACGCGCCCAAAUCUGCGCGGAAUAUCGAAACGAUGGCAAACUCUCGCGAGUUCAAGGAGGCAUUCCAGUGCCCGGAGAAGAAACCUGUUUGCCAGCUCUGGUAG